AUGGCAGCUAACAGAAGUCGUUCACCAACUUCAGCAAAUAAAACACGUCGUUUAGGUGAAAGUACUUUAAAGAAUUCAACCAAACAAAGUCUUCGCCUACAAAGUGCUCCACCAUUAUCAAUUCAACAUUUUGUACGGUACGCUUAUGGUGUAAGUCUUGGUGAAAAAGAAUGGAAACCGCCUGGUAAAUAUUGUCCACCUCCAUUUCGUUCUCAUUUCUCUCCUCAAAUUCGUGAACAAACAAGCCAGUCUGAACCUGUGUGGCAUCUACCUGGACCUUAUCAAGAUAAACGACCAAAAUCAUUUAGUCCAGCAAAGAAAAGAGAAAAAACGAUUCAAGAAGCUAUUUGGCAUCCACCUGGGCAAACUCGUGAGAAACCAGUACCACAUUUUGAUCCGCCUAAUUUAAGAUGGUCAGUUCAAGAAAUUGUACGAUCAAUGCCCAAUACAAGAUCGCAAUCACUUCAUACAUCUAGCAGUAUGUCAAUUCUACGAAACAAAACUAAACCUCAACCAGAAUAA
Molecule: messenger RNA, 522 nt
Organism: Rotaria socialis
Lineage: Eukaryota; Metazoa; Rotifera; Eurotatoria; Philodinida; Philodinidae
Source: the annotation of a GenBank genome assembly